Molecule: messenger RNA, 3176 nt
Organism: Dioscorea cayenensis subsp. rotundata (Guinea yam)
Lineage: Eukaryota; Viridiplantae; Streptophyta; Magnoliopsida; Dioscoreales; Dioscoreaceae
Product: dynamin-2A-like
Exons: 22
Coding region: 187-2982 (931 amino acids)
Cellular component (GO): microtubule; membrane; cytoplasm
Molecular function (GO): microtubule binding; GTPase activity; GTP binding
Source: RefSeq, a predicted model, not a curated record
UCUCUCUCUCUCUCUCGCUCGUCCCACUUUGAAUUCCUUUCUCGCGAUCAAACCAUUCUCUCCUCCUCCUCCCCUCUCCUCCUCAUCCUCCUCUUCUCCGAUCGAAAUCUCUAGGGCUUCGGCCUCUCCUUCGAUUCCCAGAUCCAGAUCUAGGUUUGCCUGGGUCGGAUCUUCGCUCAGACCACGAUGGAUGCGAUGGAGGAGUUGAGCCAACUCUCGGAGUCUAUGAUGCAGGCUGCCGCCCUCCUCGCUGAUGAGGAUGUUGAGGAGGCGUCGUCGAAGAGAGCUUCCACUUUCCUUAACGUCGUUGUGCUUGGGAAUGUUGGAGCUGGGAAAUCGGCGGUGUUGAAUAGUUUGAUCGGGCAUCCUGUUCUGCCUACCGGUGAGAAUGGAGCCACCCGUGCGCCCAUAUUCAUUGACCUGCAUAGAGAUCCCUCCCUCAGUAGCAAGUCGAUCGUCUUGCAAAUUGAUAACAAAUCUCAGCAGGUUUCUGCAAGUGCUCUUAGGCAUUCACUUCAGGACAGGCUAAGCAAGGGUGCAGGAGUGAAUAGUUCAGGAAAAAGUCGCUCUGAUGAAAUUUAUUUGAAGUUACGCACUAGUACAGCUCCUCCAUUGAAGUUAAUUGACUUACCUGGAUUGGAUCAGAGGGCUAUGGAUGAGUCCAUGGUAAGUGACUAUGCUGCACGCAAUGAUGCUAUAUUGCUAGUCAUACUACCGGCUGCUCAGGCGUCUGAAAUUUCUUCUUCUCGAGCUCUUAAACUAGCUAAGGAGUUUGAUUCAGAGGGAACCAGAACUGUUGGUGUUAUCAGCAAAAUUGAUCAAGCAUCUGGAGACCAGAAAAGCCUUGCUGCUGUUCAGGCCCUGCUGUCAAAUCAGGGCCCACGGCUUGCAUCUGAUAUUUCUUGGGUUGCUCUUAUUGGGCAAUCUGUUUCUAUUGCCUCAGCACAAGCUGGAUCUGUAGGUUCUGACAAUUCCUUGGAAACUGCUUGGCGAGCUGAAAGUGAAAGUCUUAAGUCUAUUUUGACUGGAGCUCCCACUAGCAAACUUGGUAGGGUGGCUCUGGUGGAAACUCUUGCUAAGCAGAUACGCAAACGGAUGAAAGUUAGGCUUCCAAACCUCCUCUCAGGGCUUCAGGGCAAAUCCCAAAUGGUGGAGGAUGAGUUAGUAAGGCUUGGGGAGCAAAUGGUACAUUCUUCUGAAGGUACCAGGGCAAUAGCUUUGGAGCUUUGCCGAGAAUUUGAAGAUAAGUUCCUUCAGCAUAUUUCCUCUGGUGAGGGUGGCGGUUGGAAAGUUGUUGCAAGUUUUGAAGGAAAUUUUCCUAAUCGGAUCAAGCAGCUGCCCUUGGAUAGGCAUUUUGAUAUCAACAAUGUCAAAAGGAUUGUGCUAGAAGCAGAUGGUUACCAACCAUAUCUAAUUUCUCCUGAGAAAGGUUUGAGAUCCUUGAUAAAAGGAGUUCUGGAGCUUGCAAAAGAACCAUCACGUCUAUGCGUUGAUGAGGUACACCGGGUGUUGUUAGAUAUUGUUUCUGCUUCAGCAAAUGCAACAUCUGGACUCGGAAGAUAUCCUCCUUUUAAGCGUGAGGUUAUUGCAAUUGCAUCCAAUGCUUUAGAUAAUUUUCGAAAUGAAGCAAAAAAGAUGGUUGUUGCACUAGUUGACAUGGAACGUGCCUUUGUUCCUCCUCAGCACUUCAUUCGUUUGGUACAAAGAAGGAUGGAUAGGCAACGUCGGGAGGAAGAGUUAAAGAACAAAUCUUCAAAGAAGGGGCAUGAGGCUGAGCAAGCCAUUCUAAAUCGAGCAACUAGCCCUCAGACAGGUUCGCAACAACAAGGGGGCAGCUUGAAGUCCAUGAAAGAGAAGCCCAAUCAGAAUGACAAAGAUAAAGAUUCGAAAGAAGGUUCAGCUUUGCAGGUUGCUGGACCUGGAGGAGAAAUUACAGCAGGGUUUUUGUUGAAAAGAAGUGCCAAAACAAAUGGGUGGAGCAGAAGAUGGUUUGUUCUGAAUGAGAAGAGUGGAAAGCUUGGAUACACUAAGAAGCAGGAGGAGAGGCAUUUUCGUGGUGUCAUCACUUUGGAGGAGUGCAAUAUAGAAGAGGUUCCCGAUGAGGAAGCAACUACCAAAAGUUCUAAAGAGUCAAAAAAGGCAAAUGGACCUGAUUCUGGAAAAGGUUCUAGUCUUGUAUUCAAGAUUACCAGCAAAGUUCCAUACAAGACGGUUUUGAAAGCUCAUAGUGCUGUUAUAUUGAAGGCGGAGAAUAUGGCUGACAAAACUGAGUGGGUUAACAAGAUUACCAAUGUUAUUCAACCAUCAAAGGGGGCCACUGGCAAGGGGGCACCUUCUGAAGUAGGUCCUUCCAUGAGGCAGAGCCUUUCAGAUGGUUCGUUGGACACAAUGACAAGAAGACCUGCUGAUCCAGAGGAAGAACUUAGAUGGAUGUCUCAAGAAGUUCGUGGCUAUGUAGAAGCUGUUCUAAACAGCCUUGCUGCAAAUGUUCCCAAGGCUGUUGUGCUUUGUCAAGUAGAGAAAGCGAAGGAAGACAUGCUGAACCAAUUAUACAGCUCUGUCAGUGGGCAAAGCACAGCAAGGAUUGAAGAGCUGCUUCAAGAGGAUCAAAAUGUCAAGCGUAGACGUGAGAGGUUUCAAAAGCAGUCCUCUAUUCUUUCCAAACUAACUCGUCAACUAAGCAUUCACGACAACCGUGCUGCUGCGGCUAGCUUUUCUAAUGGGGCCACAGGAGCAGAAAGCAGCCCACGAACAAGCGGUCCAGGUGAAGAUUGGCGAUCUGCAUUUGAUGCAGCAGCAAAUGGACCAUUGGACCACUCCAAUUCCUAUGGUGAUUCAAGGUCCAACAGCAAUGGCCACAGCCGACGUUACAGUGACCCUGCUCAGAAUGGUGAUGCGAAUACUGGACCAAACUCUGGCAGCCGUCGCACCCCAAAUCGAUUGCCACCGGCCCCACCAGGCUCAUCAGCACAUAGAUAUUAGGCUGCUGUUUAUCCGUUCGACAGCGCUAUUGUUUCCUGUAUUCUUAUUGGGUGCGCAUCUCCUUGUGCUCUUGACUUUUUUGGGUUAGCUAUUUCCCUGUGUUUCUUUUUUUUACAGCGGAUGUGUAUCCUACUUAUAAGAUGACUACCUACCAUUCAUUAUAUGGAAAUAUAUUAGUAUCGUUUUUUUUUGUU